Molecule: messenger RNA, 2947 nt
Organism: Portunus trituberculatus (swimming crab)
Lineage: Eukaryota; Metazoa; Arthropoda; Malacostraca; Decapoda; Portunidae
Gene: SdhD
Product: succinate dehydrogenase [ubiquinone] cytochrome b small subunit, mitochondrial-like
Exons: 4
Coding region: 24-548 (174 amino acids)
Biological process (GO): tricarboxylic acid cycle; mitochondrial electron transport, succinate to ubiquinone
Cellular component (GO): membrane; mitochondrial envelope
Molecular function (GO): ubiquinone binding; heme binding
Source: RefSeq, a predicted model, not a curated record
UCGUAGUGGCAGUUAGGUCCAAGAUGGCGGCAAUGUUAGCCCUUCGCGGCCUCUCUAGAAACUGUGGGGUGGCGUCACGGUUCGGGGCACUACGACUAAAUGGCUUGUACAGGGUGACCUCGCGACCCGUCCUGCCAGCCACAUGCACCCAGGCCCUGCCCCCUAGUCAGCCACAGCAGCUCCUGGCCACCUCCACUAUGCGGCCAGCAGCCCCAGAGAUUGAGCAGGCUGGCCAUGACCAUGUUCUGCACUGGACGGCCGAGAGGAUUCUGACGCUGGUGCUGAUGGGCGUCAUCCCGGCGGCCUUCAUCUGGCCCACCCCGUCCAUCGAGUACCUCAUGGCCCUGUCCCUCACACUGCACUCUCAUUGGGGAGUGGAGGCCAUAGUGGUGGACUACAUAAGACCCUCAGUGUUCGGCAAGAUCAUCCCCAAGCUGGCCGUCGGUGCUGUGUACGCCCUAUCCAUCGCGACGCUUGGUGGGCUCUGCUACUUCAUCUACACUGACGUGGGCAUCAUCAAUGCCGUCAAGCUCCUGUGGAAACUAUAAUGUCAUCCAACACCCUUCCCUAAUCCUCCUCCUUGCCUCUCUGCCUCCCACUUCCCUUUCUGUACUAUUUGAGUGAGCUCUUCUCCAUACUACUGCCGGGGUGCAGCUAAACUAAGUAGAGAUUGCUAGCCAUGUUUUUUUGUUAAUUUAUGCUGGUUUGUCAUUGUCUUUUGUAAAUAAAUUGUAUCGAAAGAGGGAGGUUCGAUUUGAUCUUGGGUCUGUCUCUCUGGAUCAGUGAAGGUUUACACUACAUAUUGAUUGAAGUCAUAUCAUAAGUUAAAGGAAUUACUAAUACUGUCUCUAAGAGCAGAGCAGAGGCGAUGGAGGCUUGUCUUUCAUACAGGAACCAUCUGAGGAGAAAGUGUUUGAAAAGUAUCAGUUAGAUUCCUACUUCAUGGAUAAUUUUUCAGUCAUGAGUGGAGUCUUGUCUUUCAUGCACCAGCUGUCCGAGGAAAUUAAGUUAAGCUAAACACACUAAUAUUUGCUCUGGUUUACUCCCCAAGUGUUACAGGGGAAACACUGUAAAACUGCUGUUCGUUCAUUGUACAUUCCUUUAAUAGUCAUGGCAUAGAUACUUGUUAAAAAGGUGAUCUAUGAUGAACUUCUCUAACAAAACUAGUGCACUGAAGCCAUCAUCACAAGUCUACACUCGCACAAGGAAUUCUGGGCCAAACUAGGAGUUCAGGAAGCGAACAGCAGCUUUAGGAAAGAAACGCUCCCGGUGAAAGUAAAACAAACUCGGUGACACACAGGCUUAUAUGAAGUAGUUUGGCUGCUGUCUAGGAAAGAUAAGUUACAUACGUACAUACACUGUGCCCUCGUAUGAAGAGCUUUGGGGGAUGUGUAGGGAAAGAUGGAAGUUGCAGACAUAUAUACACAGGCUCACAAACUGCUUCGGGUUCUGUCUAGGGAAAGAUGGAAGUCAUGUACAUAUACACAGUGCCUUUAUACUCGUCUUGAUGGUCUAGAGACAUUGAACUUGUAGCGCAACUGACUUGUUCACUCACUUUUGCAUGAGGCAAUCACUCAACACAGGCACUUGGCUGAAACCCUGGACAGCACCUUAAGCACUCUAGUUGGCUAUGAUGCAAGCACUAGAUGGGUGGUGGUAGUGACUUGAGAGAUGGGAUGAAAUAUGAGUGUUUCUGAGUGACUAGUAAUGAGCAAUGAAUCUAUUGUCUUAUAUAAAGUUCAGCUUUUGAGUUUUCAUAUAACUUGCUUGGUACUCAUGCUCAAAUUGAACCCUUUAUUUCAACUACUCUGCUCCUUCACUCCAUUCCAGUACAUUUCCUUCACCUCUGCCUGGCCACCCCACCAUGAAGCAUAACAAAACAAUAAUUCCAAAGGGUGAAUGCUGAGAAAUGUUCCUCCUUGGCUGGGAUAUGGCUUGUCUUUUGUUACUAUUUCUAUGUUAUUUCUACACCACCAAGAAAAGUAUACUGACAAUGGCAUUUCCUGGCCUUGUUCAAUGUUCACUUCUUCACUGUUGAAAGUGUUGACUGAAGUUGUUUCUUGAGAGCAGCAUUGAAACAUUAGUAUGUCAAUACAAUGUGACAAACUUGCAGCCUCCACACUCAACACUUGCAUCCUAGCUGAGAGAACACAGGAACACACACACAACUGUGUGUUAACUGGGAGAAGAUAAGAACACGCUCCACUCUUUGCCUGGGCCAUGGGAGGAGAUGGAAACACACACCACUUUGUUUUAACAAAGAGAAGAUAGUCAUGGGAAGGUAGUUUUAAGUACAUCUCUAAAUUAAUAAACCUUGUCACUGCUUCCCUGGAUUACUGAACAUCUAAAAAUUACUGCUCGUCUCUCCUUGGUUGUCUUAGAACAAUACUAUGCACACCUGUGCACAUGUAAAUCUGGAGGUAUGCAUAAAAAGUCAAGAAAGAACUCAUCUGAAUAAUAGGACACUCAUACAAACCUCAAUGAUAACCAAUACAUCAACAGUUCAUCUCAUCACUCAAACCAAGAGCUUCCAUCGCCCCUACUUCAUGCUGAGUGUUAAGUGAGGAGGCUACACCACCACAGAAACAUAACAGCUUAAUGCAUCCCAACUCGUGUCCCUCUUCUCUGCCUCCAUUCCUUCCAUCUGUGUGUGUAUGUGUGACUGCUGCAGGAGAAGGCACCAGUAACAUCACUAUCACCAUUAACACAACCACCACACAACUACAUCCUCCUUGUCUCUGAGGUGCAAGGCAGACAAGGAGGUUGUUUAAGUAAUUGACUUAUUUUUUCUAUUCCACUGCUGCCAGAAACUCAGCAAAUUAUUGUAGAUAAGACUGAAGGCAAAGAAUUUAUGUAUCAGUGGAAUUUAUAAUGAUUUUUUUUACUUAUUAUUUUUUUUCUGCACUGGAUUGAUUGUACAUAUAUGAAUAAAGUAUCGGAAUUGUUA